This is a messenger RNA of Dromiciops gliroides (monito del monte), 4311 nucleotides long. It is a transcript of the gene MARCHF8, whose product is annotated as membrane associated ring-CH-type finger 8. Gene Ontology annotation, cellular component: cytoplasm; late endosome membrane; early endosome membrane. NCBI's taxonomy places the organism in Eukaryota, Metazoa, Chordata, Mammalia, Microbiotheria, Microbiotheriidae. The record is from RefSeq and is a predicted model, not a curated record. Gene Ontology annotation, molecular function: ubiquitin protein ligase activity; zinc ion binding; MHC protein binding. Gene Ontology annotation, biological process: immune response; protein polyubiquitination; antigen processing and presentation of peptide antigen via MHC class II. The transcript is spliced from 9 exons. Bases 209 to 1966 code for a protein of 585 amino acids.
UUCCCCUGAGGUGAAAGGCAGCGCAGGCGCAGUGGCGCCCGUCCCCGGCGUCCGUCAUGCGGAACCGGAGUUCCCGGAGCCGGAGCCGAAGCCGGAGCGGGCGGGGAGCGCGCUCUCCCGGGACCCGGAGCUUCAGGUCCAUGACACAAAAUGACCCUCACAGUGAAGAUUCUCACCCUUAAACAAGAAGACCAAACCAGAGCUUGUGAUGAGCAUGCCACUGAAUCAGAUCUCUGUCAUUCCAGCUCGAGAUGCUACCUCUAUCAGGGUCUCCAGGAGUAAGACCAAAGAAAAAGAGAGGGAAGAGCAGGGUAUAGACCUUGUACUGGUGUCACUGGAUCAAAAGAAUGAGAAGACUUUGAGGCAUUCCAUGAGUAAUUCAAGUCACAUUUCUAAGGCUGGAAGUUCAACUUGCGCAUCAGCUCUCCAUGGCUUCUCUCGCACAUCUGUUACCCCAUCUAACCAAGACAUCUGCAGUUCCCGUGCAGUGUUUUCUGAAUGUUGUCAUCACAGUCCCGUGCAGUCAGCUGUUGUCUUGAAAUCUGCUCUCUGCCAGAGUUCUCUGACACAAGGGGUCACUGUGACAGUGAUCUGUAAAGACACAUUACAGGCCUCAAAGAAAAACUCCUAUGGUCCAGAAUGGAUCCAGGCCUUUAAGCCUCCUAAGAAUACCAAAGCCAGAAGAACUCUCAAGUUCUCCAAGUCCCUCAAUGAUGUGGUUGAGAAGACCCAGAAUACUAUGGAGAAUUUUGACUGUGUAGAAAGAACUUAUUCUGAAGGAAAAUUAGCACCACCUCAAGACCAGUGCCUCAGGAUGAACAAAUUUCACCAUAAGGAGAAACAGAUUAUCAAUCUGAAGCCUCUUGUAUUUGGCAGUUAUAAACACUCACAUGCUCCAUCAUUUUCUGCCAAUCAUUCAAGCACCUUUGGAAUAGGAGCCAACCAAGGGAGUUUCAACAUUCCAUCCCUUGAAGAGAAAGCAGAUAAUGAGGCAACCUUGAAAAGCAAACGCUUGCUCUGUUACCUCUUUUCCUUCUCUCACAGUUCAAGCACCAGCAGUUUGCACAAGUUCCAUGAGCUAGAAACUUGCUCCGCUGGCUUGCUGGCAGCUAAAUCUUCCAGUGUGCUGGUGGGGAGCACAGGCUUCUGCUCAGAUGAUAUGGGAGAUGAUGAUGUCUUUGAGGACAGCAUAUCCUCCAAGAUGAAAAACAAGGAGAUACGGGCACCCCUCUGCUCCACUGAGAAAGAUAGCGACCUGGAUUGCCCUUCUCCCCUCUCUGAAAAGUUGACCCCCUUAUCCCCUGUGUCAACAUCAGGAGACACGUGCAGGAUAUGUCACUGUGAAGGAGAUGAUGAGAAUCCUCUUAUUACACCUUGUCACUGCACAGGAAGUCUUCAUUUUGUCCACCAAGCCUGCCUACAACAGUGGAUCAAAAGUUCAGACACACGAUGCUGUGAACUCUGCAAAUACGAAUUCAUAAUGGAGACCAAAUUAAAGCCUUUAAGAAAAUGGGAAAAAUUGCAGAUGACAUCCAGUGAACGGAGGAAGAUCAUGUGCUCUGUAACAUUCCAUAUCAUUGCAAUCACCUGUGUGGUAUGGUCCUUGUAUGUCCUCAUAGACCGAACUGCUGAGGAGAUUAAGCAGGGACAGACAACUGGGAUCCUGGAAUGGCCCUUUUGGACUAAACUGAUGGUCGUGGCCAUCGGCUUCACUGGUGGACUUCUCUUUAUGUAUGUACAAUGCAAAGUAUACCUACAAUUAUGGAAGAGACUUAAGGCUUAUAACAGAGUGAUCUAUGUCCAGAACUGUCCAGAAACAAGUAAAAAGAAUAUCUAUGAAAAAUCUGCACUAACAGAGCCAAAUUUCGAAAGUAAAGAUGGGCGGCAUGGGGCCUGUCAUUCUGACACAAACUCUUCCUGUUACACAGAGUCUGAAGACCAUGGAGCAGAAAUUCUUCAAGUCUGAGAAGGGGAUGUUUAUUUUUUCCCAGACAUUCAUGAAGAGCUGAGAUGACACUGUUUACUGCAAACUGUAUACCUUAAAAAAAAAAAAAUCAGCCAACAGCUUAGACUGGGCAGUUGAAUUUUUUAUUACAUUCUGUUUUUCUAAAUCAUCUUGGACAUAUCUUUUAAUAUGUUAUCAUGGUGGCAUACCUCUUCUGUUGAGUAUCUUAUGGGUGUGCUCUAUGGGAAGGAAUGGUAAAAUGUAGGUGACUGAUGCUACUGAUAGGGAGCCACUUUGCUGGCUGAUUCAUGGUCAGCCAAGUUGUAAAACCUGAAAGAUGAAUAGAAGGAAAGCAAAUACAGAAUAUCUAUGAGCAGCCACAUCAUGAAGCAUGAAUUGGAUUUUCCAAAGAGUCCUUUCUUUCACUUUAACAUCAGAUACCCCUAAGAACACUGGGAAAAAGCCAACCAUCAUGAAAUGUCUCCAUCACCCAAGGAGAAGCCUGAGAGAGAGAUGCCCUGGAAGACCUUAAGUCUGGACUCAGAGCAUCUGCUCGUCUCUGCCAUUAAGAUCUCUCUUGGGCAGUCAGGUUACAAUCAUGUUUUACAUGUAAAAAUGAGCGACUCACAAAGCAAACAGCACUUUUAAAAAUCUUUAUUUUGUAAUAUGUGUGUCCAAUCGGAUUGAAACUUGAAAGAAUGUCUCAUUUCAAAAUAGUCCUUUCAAUACACUCGGCCCUUUCUUAUAGGCCCUAAAGACCUUUCUGCCUUAUGAUCUCUAAAAUGUUUGUGAUUUCCAAUACAUCCCCACAGAAUCUUUGUGACCAUAAUGGAACAAACCCUAACGUGGAACUAAUUCCUAAACCCUAACAAGAACAAAUUCAUAGAAAUUCAUGGAUGUAAAAUAUGAAUUGAAAAUGGUUCCUGUGGGUUUAAUCUCAUUUUUGGGAAGUUUAUAUAUGACAACUGUACACUUGUACUUUUAGAAUAUCCAGUCUUAGCUACAGAAAUAAAAGGUGUGUUGUGACCUUACAGGAGGGCAAGGGAGUGAAUGACCAGGAAUUGGUUGCCUUUCUUUUGAUGCUAAUUUGUAUCCAAAUCUCUCCAAUUUGUGCUACUGUGACGAAUGGAUUUGAAUUAAGAAGUAAAUGUUUCACACCUGUGAGUGUGCAUAUAUGUCUUUUAGCAGGUACAAGCAAUGAAAAGAGCAUAUGAUAGUUGCAUUGACCUGGUUACUAAGUGUAUAGAAGAGGGAAGUUGGGGACCCCUCUGGGUGUGGUAGAUAAGGUGUUAUGAUGGAUAAGGGAGGGAUCUAGUUCAGUCACCUCCUAAAGGCUAUUUAUCUAACAGCUCUUAUCCUGAAAUGGGAAAUAUUGGUGGCAUGAUGUCAAAAUGACUACUAGCAUAGACAGACUGAGCUGGCACCAGGAAAUGAACUGUUCUGAGGCAAAUUAACUUUCAAUGGAUUGUUUUUAGAUUAAUUGUCCUGUUCCUAUAAGCAAACUGGCAAGCUGAUGAGGCCUCAGCAUUGGAAAACAGCUUCUGUUGCCUCCAUUGACAGAAGGCCCGUGCUCAGAUGUUACCUUAACCAAAUUGAAUCAAAGAAAACUGUUAAAUAUAUUAAUAGCCAAUAGAGUAUGCAGCCUAUUCCUACUCCCCAUGCUCCUUGUGUUUUUUAAAGGGGGGGGGGGAAGGUAGCAUGGAAUAAACUUGUUUGCUUAGAAAACUCCAUUUUGAAAUGCAGCUUUUUCAAAGAUUUCUCACAUAACUGGACUUGAAUGGGAUGGCAGACUAGACAGAAAGAUCCCAGAGUAUAGCUUAAGUCCCUAGGGUACAGCAUAAAAAACAGAUUCCCCCAUCUUCUUUGGCCCUUGGAUUUGUGAAGAAAUGAUUUUUCUCACCAUGCAAGAGGGGAAGAAGACGAAAGACCUUCAAGUUCCCAGUGUGAGCCUCUGUGUUUACAGGCUUCCCAGCUUCACUCACGUUACUCUUUGGAUUCUUUCAUCUUCACAAACCUCCAGCUAAUGUGUCUGACACAAAUUCUUUACUGGCCUAGCCAUGGCUCUCUUGGUCCCUCACAUUCUUUUGUUGUAAAAGCAGGUGAAACAUCCCCCUCCUGUUCCCUUCCUCUUGUCCUGGGCCAGUCAGAAUCUGUGCUUGUGUAGACUCUAUGUUUAAAAGUGCCCUUACUCCUGCUCCUUCCUCAGGCCUGAUCUGUAAACACAGUGAUUCAAAGAUUAUCUGCUCAGGUGUGUUAAAUAACAGGUCUGCCAGACUCUCAGCCUUUUAAACAACCACCUUUUCUAUGGCCCAGGUGACUCUUACUUCUUUCUACCACUUGUGACAAUAAAAAAGAGAUAAAAUUGG